AUGGAGCUGUUUCUGCUUUCGCUGAUCGCCAUAUUGGGCGUUGUGCUGUACCGGAAGUAUCAACAGCGGCUUAAGUUUGCCGAGAAGAUAGAGCUAGUGCACUCGCAUGUGCCCGUGUUGGGUCAUAGUUUACUAGUGUUGAACAAAUCGUCGGAAAAACGUUUCCAAAUAAUUCACGAGAGCUUUCUCAGAUACGAUCGGUUGUUCCAAUUCCACCUAGGGACGAAAGUGUUCAUCUGCACCUCACACCCCGACAUCAUGCACUCUGUGUUGGAUAACUCGAAGGCGAUGAACAAACUGAAUGAGUACAAUUUCUUAAGGCUUGAAGAAGGCCUGAUCCAAAGCCCGUAUUCGCUAUGGAAACACCAACGGAAGACGCUGAACACGUCAUUCAACAAACGGAUUUUGGACAGCUUUGUGCCGUUGUUCGACAAGUGCGCCCGGAAAAUGAUCGAUGGCAUGAAACGAUCUUCUGAUCUGUCCAGGGUGAACGUGAUGGAACACUGCAGCCGAUGCACGCUCGAUAUGGUGUGUGGAUCUACUCUAGGCUCGGAUAUUCUGGACGAUCCGCAAGCAACCCAGCUGUUACCGAUGAUUGAUGAAGGAUUCAAUAUAAUGGGUCAAAGAUUUAUAAACGUGCAGUAUCAUUCGGAGCUCAUUUAUAGGUGGACCAAAAGCUACAAUAUUGAAAUGAAAUUUAGAGAAGUGCUAUACGACUACAUCAACAAGUUGAUUAGCAUCAAAAGGGCAUCUGCGAAAACGAGCGUUGAAGAUGAUAAAUCAGAAGAUGAGUUCGAGCUGUACAGGAAGCCACAGAUAUUUAUAAACCAUCUGCUAAAAGGCAAACGAGCUGGACAACCGUUCCCGGACAAGGAAAUUUUGCAUCACGCUGUGACCUUAAUUUUAGCGGGAAAUGACACAACUGCGAUAGGAAUUAGUAAUCUUCUCACGUUGCUAGCGAUGCAUCCAAAGGUACAGGAAAAGGCUCGACAAGAGAUCCUGGAGGUGUUUCCUGUUAGUAACGAGUUGGAGACGACAACGGAAGCGCUCAACCAACUAACGUACCUGGAACAAUGCAUCAACGAGGCACUAAGGUUAUGUCCGUCUGCACCUAUGAUAGGCCGAACAUGUACGGAUGACCUCGAAGUAGACGGCAAUGUGAUACCGCGAGGAACGGCGUUCGCGUUCAGUAUACUGGCGUUGCAUCGACGCCAGGACAUCUGGGGACCUGAUUCCUAUCGGUUUGAUCCUGAUCGGUUUUCGCCCGAACGCUCCGAAGGUCGCCAUCCGCAUGCAUUUGCGCCAUUUAGCAUGGGCUCGAGGGAUUGCAUUGGCAAACGCUACGCCAUAAUUAGCAUGAAGCUGCUGAUGGUGUAUAUGCUGCGAACUUUCCGUUUCUAUACCGAUAUAGGGUUCGAGAAAAUGGAGUUCAAGUUCGAUCUGACGAUGAAGCUUUCUCAGGGGUACACGUUUAGAUUGGAGCCCGUCAAUGCGUGCUGA
This is a messenger RNA of Anopheles nili, 1500 nucleotides long. Its product is annotated as cytochrome P450 4c21-like. The transcript has 5 exons. The record is from RefSeq and is a predicted model, not a curated record. Lineage: Eukaryota; Metazoa; Arthropoda; Insecta; Diptera; Culicidae. Bases 1 to 1500 code for a protein of 499 amino acids. Gene Ontology annotation, molecular function: iron ion binding; monooxygenase activity; heme binding.